Molecule: messenger RNA, 1314 nt
Organism: Zymoseptoria tritici IPO323
Lineage: Eukaryota; Fungi; Ascomycota; Dothideomycetes; Mycosphaerellales; Mycosphaerellaceae
Exons: 2
Coding region: 1-1314 (437 amino acids)
Biological process (GO): carnitine biosynthetic process
Cellular component (GO): mitochondrion
Molecular function (GO): oxidoreductase activity
Source: RefSeq, a predicted model, not a curated record
AUGCUUCACGAAACAUUGGUUGUCCAAGAAGGAUCGAAUCAACGGCCACCACCAAAGCACAAUCCGCUUGGCCCGGCAAUAUUUCGUCCUGCAUCUCUGCGCCUCAAUCUGGGCACCAGCAUUCCAUUGACCAUCGACGGACAGGAGCAUCCGUUCAAUCCAAUCCUCCUUCGAGAUCUUUGCUCGUGUCCUCUUUGCAUUGAUCAGUCUACCCGGCAAAAGCUCUUCUACUCCGCUGACAUACCAGCCGACAUUCAAGUCUCCGAGACGUACGUGAAAAAUGGCCACUUCAGAUUCCGAUGGAGCGUCGAUGCACCAGGCUAUGGCAACGACCAUGUAUCAUCCAUUCCUAUUGAGGCCCUGGAAAGACUCUUGCGAACGGGAAUGCUUGACCGGGCAGCGCCAGAGUUACCAACAAGACAGUACUGGACAGCAGAGACGUUCGACCAAGAGACCAGCGACUUCAGCUUCGACACUUAUAUGAACGACGACAAAGCAUUACUCAAGGCAUUGAGGCAGCUCCAUACACAUGGAUUGAUGUUCGUUAGUGGUGUUCCAGACGACGAGACAUCGGUUGAGCAGCUGGCCGAGCGUAUCGGACCUCUGAAGACCACAUUCUAUGGCCGAACCUGGGACGUUCGCUCCGUUCCCGAUGCGAAGAAUGUGGCAUACACGGCGCAGAAUCUUGGCUUUCACAUGGAUCUGAUGUAUAUGAAGCAGCCACCUCAUUUGCAGCUCCUUCAUUGCAUCAGAUCUUCUUCUGCCGGAGGAGCCAGCCUUUUCACUGACAGUUUCAAGGCCGUGGAGGAUCUCGCACGAACUGACCUCGAUUCGAUGGCGACGCUUUCAAAGGUCCACAUUGACUACCAUUACGAUCACCCCGGCUCUCAAUACUAUCACCGGCGUCGACCAGUCAUCGAGCAGCGCCCGUUACAACGAGCACUUCUUGAGCCCAUGGACUUUGUGGCCUCUGUGGCAUGGUCACCGCCAUUUCAGGCGCCGCCGAGGCUGCGAGGCUUCUCACCAGGUAUCCCAGCGUCUGCACCCCAGCUUCUCAGUCAUAGGUACAACGGAUGGCACGAGGCUGCGAGGAAAUUCAAUCAGCUCAUACAUCGUCCAAAAGGAAUCUACGAGCGAUUGAUGAAGCCGGGCGAGUGUGUCAUCUUUGACAACAGGAGAGUGUUGCAUGCGCGUAGUGCGUUCAAGGUUGGCGAUGUUGGGAAGGAGAGAUGGCUCAGGGGAGCGUAUAUCGACGAGGAUCCUUUUCUGAGCAAGCUACAUGUCAUGGGACGACAGGAGAUGGAGGCUCAAUGA